Lagopus leucura (white-tailed ptarmigan) is the source of this 2557-nucleotide messenger RNA. It is a transcript of the gene TGFB3, whose product is annotated as transforming growth factor beta 3. Gene Ontology annotation, molecular function: growth factor activity; type III transforming growth factor beta receptor binding; type II transforming growth factor beta receptor binding. Gene Ontology annotation, cellular component: extracellular region. The record is from RefSeq and is a predicted model, not a curated record. The coding region runs from base 30 to 1268 and encodes 412 amino acids. Gene Ontology annotation, biological process: BMP signaling pathway; regulation of cell population proliferation; transforming growth factor beta receptor signaling pathway. NCBI's taxonomy places the organism in Eukaryota, Metazoa, Chordata, Aves, Galliformes, Phasianidae. The transcript has 7 exons.
GGGGCGCCGCCGCCGCCGCCCCCUCGCACAUGAAGAUGUACGCGCAAAGGGCUCUGGUGCUGCUCUCGCUGCUGAGCUUCGCCACCGUGAGCCUCGCGCUGUCCUCCUGCACCACCUUGGACCUCGAGCACAUCAAGAAGAAGCGGGUGGAGGCCAUCCGGGGGCAGAUCCUGAGCAAGCUGCGGCUCACCAGCCCCCCGGAGAGCGUGGGGCCGGCCCACGUGCCCUACCAGAUCCUGGCGCUCUACAACAGCACCCGCGAGCUGCUGGAGGAGAUGGAGGAGGAGAAGGAGGAGAGCUGCUCUCAGGAGAACACCGAGUCCGAGUACUAUGCCAAAGAGAUCCAUAAAUUUGACAUGAUCCAGGGCCUCCCCGAGCACAAUGAGUUGGGCAUUUGCCCAAAAGGUGUCACCUCCAAUGUGUUCCGGUUUAACGUGUCCUCAGCAGAGAAGAACAGCACCAACCUGUUUCGAGCAGAGUUCCGGGUGCUACGUGUGCCCAACCCGAGCUCCAAGCGCAGCGAGCAGCGCAUUGAGCUCUUCCAGAUCCUGCGGCCGGAUGAGCACAUAGCAAAGCAGCGCUACCUCAGUGGCAGGAAUGUGCAGACACGGGGCUCCCCUGAAUGGCUGUCCUUUGAUGUCACCGAGACCGUGCGUGAGUGGCUUCUGCACAGAGAGUCCAACCUUGGCCUGGAAAUCAGCAUACACUGCCCUUGCCAUACUUUUCAGCCCAAUGGGGACAUCUUGGAGAAUUUACAUGAGGUCUUGGAGAUCAAAUUCAAAGGCAUUGACAGUGAAGAUGACUAUGGCCGUGGGGACUUGGGGCGCCUGAAGAAGCAGAAGGACUUGCAUAAUCCCCACCUCAUCUUGAUGAUGUUACCCCCACAUCGCCUGGAGAGCCCAACACUGGGAGGCCAGAGAAAGAAGCGGGCCCUGGAUACCAACUACUGCUUCCGGAACCUGGAGGAGAACUGCUGCGUGCGUCCUCUUUACAUUGACUUCCGACAGGAUCUGGGCUGGAAAUGGGUCCACGAGCCUAAAGGCUACUUUGCAAACUUCUGUUCGGGCCCAUGUCCGUACCUCCGCAGUGCAGACACCACUCACAGCACGGUGCUGGGCUUGUACAACACGCUGAACCCUGAGGCAUCUGCUUCACCCUGCUGCGUCCCACAGGACCUGGAGCCACUGACGAUCUUGUACUAUGUCGGGAGGACACCCAAAGUGGAGCAGCUCUCCAACAUGGUGGUGAAAUCCUGCAAGUGCAGCUGAAAGGCACUCUGGGCUGCCCAAAGCCUAGAGAGAAACUGUCAGCAUCCAUUCUGCUCCAAGGCUAGCACAAAAGGAACUGGAGGUCAGAGACUAUGCAUGCAGAGGGCCGAGUGCUAAACCCUGUGGCUUUGGGUCUGGCAGUCCUUGGGAAUCUCUUCUGGAACAUUUCUCGGUCUUGUUGCCAGUGUCACGUUCCCUCUGGGAGUUACUUUGACGACACAAAGGCCACACUCCAAAAUGACUGGACAGUUGAUGCGGAAGAGAAAGACAGAGUGAAGGAACUGCUGUGUAUUUGAAUGCUGGGAUAGUUGAACUGGGAAGGCGAGGGAUGAGAAAGAGCAGUUAAAAGGAGGGAUUGGAAAUGAAGCAGUGUUUCCCCUUCUUGCUGUAGCCCCCUUGGGACCUCUGCCCUCCCCAGUGGCCUGAAGAAUUAUGAAGGUUUUCCCUCCUGCAGGAGAAAAUCCUGGAAUUUUCUUUAGAGAAAGAAAAUGCACCGAGAAGCUGCUCAGAGAAGAGAUGCUCAGAGAUACACAUAGACUUGCGUUCCUCAGAACUGUGAUCCAGGAGACCUGUAUCUACAGUUGUGUUUCUGCCAGACCUGUAACUUCAGUUGGCAGACCCUGGCUAUUGGUUUCCAAAAGCAAACUGCAUGGCCCCCAUUCAGCCUGCUGAGGUGGGCAAAGGCAAGCAGAGAAGGUACUGAGCCCAUUUUAAGGAGGACUGAUGUCUCUAUUCAGCUCUUUUCCUUUUCUGGAGUUUCUGAAAGAUGGCUUCAGGGUCAGGGCAAGAGCAUUAUCUGGGGGGCACCUGGAUUUUGGAGCCAUUCACUCAUGAUCUGAUAACACCCUGAGGACCUUUUGUCUGUUGUGGUUUGUGAUCUCAACGUGGCCCAGGCCUCACCUGCCAAGACUUAAAAAAGAAAAACUAUUAAUCUCAAAAACAUUGUAAAAAAUAAAUAUUUGGGGGGGGAGAUGGUUGUUUUUUUCUUCCCCACCACCUUUCCUCCCCCCACAGGGAUGCUGUUGAAGGGUUAGAUGUUUUUUUGCUUUUAAACUGCUACUACUGUGGCAUACUUGGUCACUUUAAAAUCUUUCCCUUUUCUUGAGUAUCUCUUCAAGGAAAUGGGCAGAAUUUAGGUCAGCCAGAGAGCUCAGAAUGGAAAUUCCUUUGUACCUUCAAACAGUGUCUGCUGUGUAUGUGCCCUGUCCUCCUCUGGUCCCUCUGACAGACAUGUCACCUCUCACAUCUGAUUUUGAUAGAUUUAUAUAAAGCACCCCUCAAAAAUAAAA